This is a messenger RNA of Meloidogyne enterolobii, 3857 nucleotides long. The record is from the annotation of a GenBank genome assembly. Lineage: Eukaryota; Metazoa; Nematoda; Chromadorea; Rhabditida; Meloidogynidae.
ACAUCACAAUUUAGGUUUUAAUAAAAUGGCUUCUGAAUUACUUAAUGCUCAAACAUCUGAUAAAUUAUUGCUCAACGAAAAAACACUUUCUGAUACGGUUAUCAACGAUUCUGGACAUGAAUCUUCUGGAUCACUUAGCGCCGAGCUUCCUUCAACACCUGAGGGAGAGCAAAAACAACACGAUGCCUUCACAAACACUAUUGAGGAAAAAUUGAGUUCUAGCGAUUCCAACGAAACCAAAUUUUUUCGAAUUAAAAUUGCUGUUCCUGGAGGUGAAAAUAUUGAAGUUCAGAUAAGCGACGGUGAUAUUAUUCAAGAACUUUACCAAAUGCUUUUGGAGAAGGAUUCAACGUGCCAUCGAACAUGUUUUCGUCUUUAUUACGAAGGAAAUCCUUUGGAUCAAUUUACAGAAAUUAAAAACAUUCCAAAUAUUCAAGAUCAAGUUGUUUUUACUGUUGUUGAAGAGCCUUACAACAUAAGGGAAGCUCGAACUCAUGUUCGUCAUUUACGUGAGAUUGUUCGUUCUCAUGACAUUUCUGAUGCUGCUAAUGGCGUUGAAUUUGCUUCAUUUACUUGUCUUUCACAAAUUACCCAAGCUGUUGAUGAAAACCGGAAAUCAGCAAGACCUCCAUUAUCAUCAAGUUCUGCAGAAAUACGUUCAGAAUCUGACUGUUUACCUCCUUAUUGGCUUUUACCGGGAUGUGGAGAAGUUCCUCUUAAACCUCUCAUUCCGCUCAAUAGCAAUUACAAAAACAAUGGAAACGAGUCUUUGACUCCAAACUCCUUUCAAGCAAUCAGACAGAUUUAUUUUUCAUCUUUCAAUCCGCCGCCAGGGCCAAGAAAAAUGAAGGGUGAUGUUCUCUAUUUGGUUGUUGAUUGUGUGGAAGAACGACGUUUCCAUAUUACCUGUUGUACCCGUGGAUUUUUUGUUAAUUCAUCUGUUGGUGAUGUGUUCAAACCAGAAAAGUCUUCUGUUUAUGGCAAUCGAAUUUAUCACAGCCUUUUUGAUUUACUUUCUGAUCUCAGUCCACAUUUCAAAAAAACAUUUUCUCAAAUUUUGAAGACAAGAGCUGACAAACAUAUUUUUGAACGUCUUCCAGCGCCAUAUCAACUUUACCAUUGGAUUGUUCCUCUGGUUGACAAUAAAUUGGACCAAAUGAGAGCUGAUGACCAAAUCCAGCCAUUCCGUGUGGGUUUUGAAGACCACAUGCCAGGUCAAAUUAGAGACUGGAAUGAGGAAUUACAAACAACUCAUGAUAUGCCCCAGACAACGUUUGCUGAGCGUUUGUGCCGUGAUCGAGCGCGUUUCAAAGUGAAUGCCGAUUUUUUACAAGCUUGUGUUAGAGGGGCAAUGGCGGUUAUUGAUGGAUCAGUUCUCAGUAUUAAUCCUUCAGAUGAGCCAAAAAUGCAAAUGUUUAUUUGGAAUAAUAUUUUUCUUUCACUUGGUUUUGAUGUCAAGGAUCAUUAUAAGGAAAUUGGAGGUGAUGCAGCAGCCCACGCCUCCUACUCCGCUGAUCUUGCUGCUGUCCAGGCAUAUGCCCAUAUUGAUGACCCUAAAUUACAUACUUGUGGAAUGGCUGUAAUUGAUUUACGAGGGUGUCGUAUAAUGGCUCAAUCAAUUAUUUCAGGUAUUUUGGAUCGGGAGCAACACGAACCAAUAGUUUAUGGUUCAUUUGAUUCUGGGAAAACAGUUCUUUCAAAUGAUGUCUAUGCUCAACUCUUGCAAAAUUCUUCAGAACUUUUAAAAAUACAACCUCAUUUAGUUUGGAAUGGAAAAGAAGGAGAUGAAUAUGUUAAACUAUUUUCUUCUUAUGAAAGUAAAGGAAUUAUUGGAAAUGAUCGAAGGCAUUAUUUAAUGGAUUUAUUGAGAACUUUUCCUCCUGACGUUAAUUUCUUGGAAGAUGCUGAACCUACAGAGAAGGCCAAAGCUUUAGGAUUUCCACGCAAGUUUCCUCAUAAACUUGUUUAUUUAAGACAGGAAUUGGUUGAUACAUUUGUCGAUGCAAAAGUCUAUGAGAAUCGAAAAUCUGUAAAUGCUGCAAAGAAUAAAGAAAAUGUUGAAAAUAAAACUGAUGGAGAGGUGAAAAUUGACAAAGAUGUUGAUGCAAAACCUUCUGAUGAUUUGAAAGAGGAAUCUAAAGUGAAAGAAGAAAAGCCAUUAGUAAUUCGUUUGAAUCCAGAUUGUUACAGCACUGCUGUUAAACAUCAUCCAGAUGAGGAUUUGGAGAGUCAACGAAAAUUAGUAGCAGAGGCUGCAGAGUUUCUUCUUUUCAAUCAAAUCCCUCAAUUUGUCAACGAUUGCAUUCAUUUAGCUUCUGCUCCAGCUGAUGGAGUAGCUCUAACAGAAGCUCUUCACAACAGAGGAAUUAACAUGCGUUAUUUGGGCAAAGUUAUUGAGGCGUUAGAAAUUAAUAAGAAGCUUGGAUAUCUUGUUAGAAUUGCAAAAGUUGAAUUACUUUGUCGCUCUAUUCGUCACAUUUUCCGUGAAUUUAUUCGUUCUGUAGAAACUCAUUGUAUUGGAAUGGCUGUUGCUCACUUUUUAAAUUGUUUUAUUGGUGGAUCAGAAAAGAAUGUAUUGUCUAUGCAAGAUACAGAAAACAAUAAUAAUAUUAAUGGAAAUGGUCAUUCAACAUUACAAAAGAAAAUUGUUUCUGGAGGGAAAAAGAAGCGAAGAAUGGGAGAAAAGAACAAUAAUAAUAACUCAACGCUUGGAAAUGGAAGUACUCCAAUACAAAAGUCUUCAGCUUGGACUAAACUUACUCAAGAAACACUUUGGAAGACUAUUAGCGAUGAAUCUGAUGGGCAUUAUAAUUAUAGAAUUGUUGCUGAUUGUUGUGACUCGUUUAUUGAAUGGAGUGAUGGGGCAAGACGUUCAGCUAUAAUUAGACGUUUCUGUGCAAUGAAUGGAGUCCAAAUUGUUUUGAAGAAUUAUCAAUUUGAAUCAAAAUCUCAAGCACCUUUCUCUGAAGAUGAUAUUUUUAAUUUGGUUCCAGUGGUUAAACACUUAAAUCCUCGUUCUCAGAUGGCUUAUAAUUUUUAUUUGAACGCUUUGAUUAAAAUGCAACAAGGAUUUCCUCGAAUUGGUUAUGAGUUAAUGCAACAGGCUCAUAGCAUGAUGUUAAGUAUUUAUGGCCCCUUACAUUCUGAUUUGGCUCUAUGCCUUCGCUUUAUGGCAAGAAUGGCCUAUGCUAUGAAUGAUUAUCCAGAUGCUUUGGCACAACAACAUAGAGCUUUGUUGAUUUCUGAACGUUGUAAUGGAAUUGAUCAUCACGAAACAAUAUCUGAUUAUAUUAAUUUGGCCCAUUUUUCUUUUGCCAAUUUAUGUAUUACCUCUUCAUUAAAAUUAUUCUAUCGAGCACGUCAUUUACUUCUUUUGGCAUGUGGUGAGGAUCAUCCACAAAUUGGACAAAUUGAUGCAAAUAUUGGUGUUAUUCUUUAUUUGUUACAAGAAUAUGAUACCUCAAUGAGAUUUUUAAAUAAUGCUUUAUCUUUAUAUCAAAAAUAUGGUGUUUCUAUGAAGACAGCUUUGCUUACCCAUGUUAUUUCACGUGUCCAUUCAUGUCGUGGCGAUUUCCGUACAGCUCUAACAUUUGAAAAGGAGACUUUUAAUGUUUAUUCAACUGUAUUUGGUAAUGAACAUGAAAAGACUGUCAUAAGUAGUGAACGUUUACGUCAAUUAACUACCCAAGCUGUUACACUUCAAAAACAUAUGAAUGAAGCUACGAGUGGAUUAAAAACUUCAAAACAAUUAAUGCCUAAAAUUCAAAUUCAACCGCCAACUUUACAAAAUAUAAUUGAACUUCUCAACGCUUUUAAUAAUUUUUUGUUUUGGAAAGUGAAGAUCCAAACAGAAUGAG